CGAUACUCUUAAUUUCCGUCACGUUUGGUGCCAUAUUUGUUCAAACUUGACCCAGGAGUGAAGGCGUGGAGGUGUCAACGUUUGAUUUGCGUGGGAAAGACAGUUUCGCGGCUCGCGCCCCGCUUUUCUUCUUCUUUGUUGACGUGAGACGUUUUUGUUGUCUCGGCCUUUUUGCGCAAUACGAUGGACCGUCUCCGUUUCACGCGAAUACACGGCAUCCCCCCGUGUCGUGCGUGACAUUCUCUCGACCGAAAACGUUCAACAGUAGACGCUCGUGCCCGUUUUGGUCGAGGCGACAUUUUUUUGUCCUCUUUUUCUUUUUUGUUUCCCUUUCCAAUCCCCGCUUUUAACAAAGUUGUACAACAUGUUCAAAGUUUAACGAUAUAAAAAUGAGCGUAAAGUUGCUGUUUGGACUCUUUUUUCACGUAUGACGGUUUAUUUCGGGGGUUUUCAACUUGUUUUCGACACUCUGUUAGAUCGUGUCAUUAUCGCUCUUUUUUAGCAUUGAAUGAAUGGGGCCUUAGUACGCAUGCGCAGCUGUCCUGAAAGUUUAUAAACAAGACAGGUCACAUGACAAGAAAAUUAUGAUUCCAGGACAUGAUGGUGUGGAAGGUGGUAACUCCAGCCAUGCCGUCGAGCGAGCCCAAAUACCACGCCAUGCAGGAGGUCCAGCUGAGAGACGAGCACAGGGGAAUGACGACGGAUAAAGACCAGUCACAUGACCCACUGCGCUGUGAUGAACACUUCCCCUCCUCCCCCGGCCUCCCCACCAGUGACUCUUACAUGGAAUAUGACGACUUGCCGGAUCUACAGGAGGUCCGAGAGGAACCGGCAGCUCCGCCCGUUUUUAAGGUGGAUGUAGGCGUGUCGCACCAGGAGCGCCCCAGCUCCCACCCUCCAGAGACGCUCUGGCUCACCCAGCUGGCUCACAUCGCCACGGGACCUCAGAGCCCGCUGCUGCAGGAGCCCCCUGGCGGCAGCUCCUCCUCCGCCUGCAUCCCGAGCACCAGCAGCGACCUGCACUCCUACGCCCGGCCCCCUCCUGCUCUGCAGAGUGGCACCACGUCGCCCUCUAGAGCUCACGGCAGAGAGCGCAGGCGCAGCAGGACGAGCAGCGAGUGCAGCUCUGCUGUGUCCGCCUGGUCCUCUCUGUCUGACGAUGAAGACAUGGGCUGGAGUUUCUCCUGGCCGCCCACCUCCUGGCAUUGUUUCCUCAAAGGAAGUCGUCUGCGUUUUCAUAGCGGCGUGAACGUGGAGUGGCAGGACGUCGAAGACCUGGAGUCUGCAGAGCGACAGCGUACUGAUGAAGAGUUGUCCGACUUUCUGAAGAGUUACGGCUCGGAGGGCCUGCAGCUGAUGGAGCACGCAGAGACGGUGCUGUCGGGUCAGACUGUGCUCCAGCUGACCUUUGACCCCGGCGUCUUCGGCCACACCCCUGUCACAGUGCGCUGCCCCCUGGACCACCCUUUCUACAUCAAAAGCAAAGGGUGGUCCUCUUUCUACCCGAGCUUAACCGUGGUGCAUCAUGGGAUUCCGUGUUAUGAAAUGGAAGUAGGAGACACGUGCCUGCCUCCUGGACACCGAGAUGCCAAACACACGGGGGAGUCCAUGGUCUUUGACACCUUUAAGAGUUAUGACUUCACUCCUCUGGACUCGUCUGCGGUCUACGUGUUGAGCAGCAUGGCCAGACGCCGGCGGGCCUCCCAGUCCAGCGGGGGAGCUGCUUCUCCCGACGGAGGCGCCACUCACGGUUAUGUCCACAGUAAUCGCCGUUCCCGCUCCAGUCCUCCAAAACCAGCCAAAAACCAGCCUGUCAGAGCCCACGGCGGCUGCAACCCCCCGCCCACUAGGUGCAAGCGGCCAAUGAACGCCUUCAUGCUGUUCGCCAAGAGGUUCCGCGUGGAAUACACGCAGAUGUUCCCGGGCAAAGACAACAGAGCCAUCAGCGUCCUCCUCGGCGAGAGGUGGAAGAAGAUGCGAAGCGAGGAGCGCCGCGCCUUCACGCUCCAGGCCAAAGCGCUGGCGGAGGAGCAGAAGAGGCUCAACCCGGACUGCUGGAAACGCAAACGGGCCAACUCUCAGGGCUGUCAGGGAAACUGAGGCGUCUGAGACGACGCUCAGAGGCUGCAGCCGCUUCCCUCCCUCCGGUUCUAGUCCCUAAAGGAGCCUGGCAGAGGAGAAGAGUUCUGUUACAUCUCCAGGAGGACCCGGCGCCUUUGGAAAGAGAGGCUUCCCUUCGUCUCACAUGUGAGGUGCUGCAGGGGCGUUUCAAAGAUGCAGGAACUCAAACACUUCCCAACCGUUUUCCGGCAACGUGACAGUAAAAACGAAGAGAUUCUGAUUCCUCUCAGCUUCUCUUCUUAUGCUUGAAUCAGGUGGAGGUUCUGGUGCUGUAGCCAAAGUAGCCAUUUUCACUAAAUCGUAUAUGUUCAGGACGUUUAAAUCGAUUUCUAUUCUUGCCUGUUUUACUUGUGUUUGAGUUCAGUGUCAUGGCACACUAAUAUAUACACACUUUACCUUUGCUUUUGUGUAUUUGCUCACGUAGCGUGCAGUAAGUUAACACAUGGUUUCCUUCACCUUAACUAAGAAGCUGCUGGUGUUUUUCACAUUAAAGGUACAGCUCCCCGUCUUCCUGCAGACAAAAGCAACAUUUCUGUUCACAGUCAGUGUUACUCUUCAAGUCAGUUUGAAUUCAAAGUGUCCUGCUGUUGCUACAGUGCAGGUCAGCGCCUCGAAAGAGAAGGCGAGCAGCCGCCUUUAUUUGGGAAUUUCUACAAAGAAAGUCAUUUUUAAUCACCUUCAUAAGACUUUAGGUUUCACUUCUGUGCCAUAUUUUUCCCAGCAGUGCUGCAUUCAAGUGGCUUUAAAAAAAAAACAACAGCCAACACCUUCCUCUGAUGUUUGGCUCCGCCCAUGUUUUGCUGCCUUCAGGCCUUAUGGGUAACUGAGAACCGUCAAUCUCAACAGUUAGUGAAGGUUUCUCGCUGAGGUUGGCAUCGAUCAUCUGUAGGAGUCAGAAAAAAAGUAGCGGCAACUAAACCUUAAUGUGAUUGGUGGAUACCUGCAGCCUUGACCAACUGUGACCUCCAGGGAAAUUAUUUAAAAAAACUUUUGUUCCAAUAGAGGCAAAAAAAAAUGUAUAAAAAAAAAUAUAUAUAUAUAUAUACACAUAUAUAUAUAUAUAUAAUUUUUUUUAACAUAUUGAGAAGGUUUUUAUCGCUUCCCUUUGAGUGGAUCCCGGUCUCCCAACAUUAUUACGGACACCGUGUGAUGCAUUCAAAGACAUCCACCAGAUUUUUAUAAACACAACUACACUCAUCAGGUCCUGCAUAAGACUUAUUUAAAAAGAUGAGCCCAUUCACUUUGAAUACAUCCACAUGAAGUUUCAUUGAAAGGAAGCUAACGUAAAGGCCGAGCGAGCACUCGCAUUCUCACUAUGUAAAAAGGUUUAUUCUUAAUGCACUAUAAACACUUUAUCUUCUGUGACUGCUACAGUAUGACGAGUAAUGACAAAUAUAAAUAUGAUUAUGUAGAAAUAUAUAUAUUUUUUGGCUUGGUGUGAUCUUUGGUCUUGGUGUUGCUUUGAGUUCUUGGACUUGCCUAUAAAGUUGUACAGGUCAAUCAAGGGGAGACGAUAUAAACGUGUAUUACAAGAAAAACAAUAAACAAAUGAUUCGAGUGCAACGGCA
Oryzias latipes (Japanese medaka) is the source of this 3689-nucleotide messenger RNA. Its product is annotated as HMG box-containing protein 1. Gene Ontology annotation, cellular component: nucleus. The record is from RefSeq and is a predicted model, not a curated record. Gene Ontology annotation, biological process: regulation of transcription by RNA polymerase II. Gene Ontology annotation, molecular function: RNA polymerase II cis-regulatory region sequence-specific DNA binding; RNA binding; DNA-binding transcription factor activity, RNA polymerase II-specific. Lineage: Eukaryota; Metazoa; Chordata; Actinopteri; Beloniformes; Adrianichthyidae.